Messenger RNA from Rhododendron vialii, 2156 nucleotides. RefSeq lists its product as uncharacterized. The transcript is spliced from 7 exons. Lineage: Eukaryota; Viridiplantae; Streptophyta; Magnoliopsida; Ericales; Ericaceae. Bases 656 to 1837 code for a protein of 393 amino acids. The record is from RefSeq and is a predicted model, not a curated record.
CUUUCGACCCCUUCCACUUCAGACCACCCGAUUCUUCCUCCAAUUAAACCAUUGAUUGAUAACCCAAAUUUCAAGGGAUUCAUUCCACUGUAUAACCCUGUUGUUAUCCAUUCUUCUCUUUCAACCAAUCCAUUCUGUGUUCAGAUAAUCUUUUGUUGUUGUGGUCACCAAAAUCCUCUUUCUCUCUCUCUCUCUCUCUCUCUCUCUCUCUCUCUCUCCGCACAAAUAGCAGCAACAUAGGAUCUGUCUUCUGUGUUUGUUCGUUUAUCUAGGAGGGUUUCUAAUCUUUUGUUUAGUUGAGGUGUUGUUUGUCCAUAAAGUUUAGAUUUUUUUUGAGAACCCAUUUGGGAGAAGCUAUCAGAAUUAUUAGGAGUAUUUCGUAAUUUACAUUAGGGGAAUUUCGCUGCUACAAAGAAAGGAACUUUUUGAAUUGACAUUUUUGUAUGCGCGAAUCAUCUUUCUUACCAGUUUCUUGGAUACCCAUUUGGAAAGAACAAGAAUUUCAGCUUUCAAACAUCAAUUUUCAGCUUAUUAACCUUCGAGAUUGAUCCUUUCAUGGUUUCAACAAUUGGGGUAUUACCUAUUUGACACCUCUCUCUCUCUCUCUCUCUCUCUCUCUCUCUCUCUCUCUCUCUCUCUCACUUGAUCUGUCCCAAUGUAUGGUAUUCAGAGUAGAAGAGACUUAGCCUUAGAAAUACAGGCUCAAAUCCCCAUUUUGAGGCCAAGCAUUCAUGCCAGAAGGGCAAACCUCACAGUAAAGUUCCAAGACAUUUAUGGGUUCUUAGUAGAAGGCAAUGUUGAUGAUGUGAAUGUGUUGAAUGAAGUGAGAGAGAAGGUGAGGCAACAGGGUAGGGUAUGGUGGGCUUUGGAGGCCAGCAAAGGGGCUAAUUGGUACUUGCAGACUCAUGCCUCCUCAACCCUUAAAGCUUCCCUUAAGUUUUCAGCUCUAGGGAAUGCAAUAACGCUAAAGAGGCUCAUUAGGAAGGGAAUUCCUCCUGUUUUGAGGCCUAAGGUCUGGUUUUCGCUUUCCGGGGCGUCUAAGAAGAAAUCUACCGCACCGGAGAGCUAUUAUGAUGAUUUGAUUAAGGCAGUUGAUGGUAAGGCUACGCCUGCGACACGGCAGAUUGAUCAUGAUCUACCACGAACAUUCCCUGGUCACCAAUGGUUGGACACUGAAGAGGGUCAAGGUGCUCUCAGACGUGUUCUUGUGGGGUAUUCUUUCCGUGAUUCGGAUGUCGGUUAUUGUCAGGGUUUAAAUUAUGUUGCAGCAUUGCUGCUGCUUGUGAUGAAAACAGAAGAAGAUGCAUUUUGGAUGCUAGCUGUCCUGUUGGAGAAUGUCUUAGUUAACGAUUGCUACACAACCAACUUGUCAGGUUGCCACGUUGAGCAAAGGGUGUUUAAAGAUCUCCUAAUUAAAAACUGCCCUAGGAUAGCCGCUCAUUUGGAUGCUUUGGAGUUUGAUGUUUCCCUUGUUGCCACUGAGUGGUUCCUAUGCCUAUUUUCCAAGAGCUUGCCUUCGGAGACAACUUUGAGGGUGUGGGAUGUACUUUUUUACGAGGGAGCGAAAGUUCUGUUUCACGUAGCAUUGGCUAUUUUUAAGAUGAAGGAAGAAGAGUUAAUUCUGGCGCAACAUGUUGGGGAUGUGAUUGAUAUAUUACAGAAAACCACCCAUCACCUAUUUGAUCCAGAUGAACUCUUGACGGUUGCUUUUGAUAAGAUUGGGUCUAUGACCACCACCACCAUAUCAAAGCAACGGAAGAAGCAGGAACCAGCAGUCAUGGCAGAGCUUGAUCUGAGGCUGAAGCGGUUAAAUUCUUUGAACGAAGAUGAAAAGUAAGCGAGUUUGUGUUACAAAAUAUCGGCUUGUGUAGUAUAUCAGAGAUGCUAGAAAGGCCCUGCUUGCUCCUAUCAAGGGAAUGAAGUCAGAAUUAUGAUUUUCACAAGCAGGAGAGCACCUGGGUCUCAUGUUGUUGAUGAUAAAUGUAGAAUCUUUUGAAAAGUGGUAUGUUGUACCGAUGAAUCACCCUGCAGCAGGCAAUUGCUGGAUGUCUUCCUUUUUAUUUUGAUUUCGUUGAUGUUGUUGCCCUCCUUUAUGAGAAUAGGUGUUGACUCUGAAAAUGGCUAAAGAUUUUCUUAUACCAUCUACCAUUUGAGCA